Messenger RNA from Trichobilharzia regenti, 501 nucleotides. NCBI's taxonomy places the organism in Eukaryota, Metazoa, Platyhelminthes, Trematoda, Strigeidida, Schistosomatidae. The record is from the annotation of a GenBank genome assembly.
UAGCCAUAGCCUAUCCUGCAGCUAAGCUCGUCCCCGUCUAUCAAACAACUUGCUCUUUGGUGCAAUCACAAAUCGAUAGAUAUCCUUCUCAUGUUAACUCCAACUGUAUGUACAAAUAUACAUGUAUCUGUGGGAGCAGUUACAUUGGAAGCACAUAAAGAAAGGCAUGUCUACAAUUUUCUGAACAUGUACCAAACAGCUUAUGUUUAUGCCAUCGCCAGGCAUCUCCCUGACACAGAUCAUGAGGUGGAUGUCGAAAAGUCGUCGAAAAUGAUCAAUAGGCAAAAAUGCCCAAUUCUCCUCAAGUUUGCUGAAGCCAUUUCCAUCAAGCGCCUGAAACCUGAUUUAUGCGUCCAGAAAGAACAGGUUAUCAGUCUUUCUUUGCACUGGUAACUGGCUAUUUUCAUCUCUCUUUCAUCUGAAUGCGUAAUCCUGAAAAGUUUCCAUUGUGUAUGAUUAUCAUUUUUCGGAAUAGUGCUUAUAUAUAUAUAUAUAUAUAUA